AUGCCAAACGCCCCCUCCAUGCCGCCCAUCAUGAACAUGCCCCUGCCAAAGACGCCCGCCCGUGUGUGCGACCCGCCCUUCAUCCAGAGUGCGAUCCUGGAGCCCGAGCCCGGCAGCAUCGUGCCGCGCGGCACACGGGCGGUGUGGGUGCGCGGCUACGCCUGGAGCGGCGGCGGCUCGCCCAUCAUCCGCGUGGACGUGAGCGCCGACAACGGCGCCACCUGGGUGCUGGCAGACCUCACGGAGACCCACCUCGGCCCGGGCGGCAAGGCUUGGGCCUGGACCAAGUUUCAAGUGCCAAUAGAGGUGCCGCAUGCCAUCCGCGCGCGCGGCGGCAAGUGGCGGCUGGCGGUCAAGGCCAUCAACUGCAACUGCGACUCCCAGCCGGUGCGUGGCGGCAGCGAGCGUCGGGGCGGGGCGGGGUCGGGCGGGGUGUGGGGCUCUGUGGCGGCGGUGUGGAACUUCCGAGGACUGGCCAACAACGCGUGGCACACGACCCCGCUGUUUGUGGAGCCACCCAGCCGCGACCGGUAG
This is a messenger RNA of Monoraphidium neglectum, 534 nucleotides long. RefSeq names its product Sulfite oxidase. The record is from RefSeq and is a predicted model, not a curated record. The transcript has 5 exons. Gene Ontology annotation, molecular function: molybdenum ion binding; oxidoreductase activity. Bases 1 to 534 code for a protein of 177 amino acids. NCBI's taxonomy places the organism in Eukaryota, Viridiplantae, Chlorophyta, Chlorophyceae, Sphaeropleales, Selenastraceae. Gene Ontology annotation, cellular component: mitochondrion.